AUGGAGGUGGAUCCGACGGUCGAGACGGACGAUUUCGACCAGAUGGCGGGGCAACUGGCGCAGUCAACCGGGCUGGGCGGCGCAGGGGGACCAGCGGGGGGGCUGAGCGGGCUGCUGGCGGGCAGCGGCAUGGGGAGCAUGUCGGAGCUGGCAGGCGCUAUCCCUGGGAUUGACGAGGCCAUGAGCUUCGGCGAGAUGAUCAAGCUCGUGCAAACAAUGGACUACAGCUGCAUCGUGUUUGACACGGCCCCCACGGGGCACACCCUGCGCCUGCUGCAGUUCCCCUCCACUCUCGAGAAGGGGCUCGGCAAGCUCAUGGCGCUCAAAAACAAGUUUGGCGGGAUGAUGGACCAGCUGACACGGAUGAUGGGGGUGGGCGAGGAGCUAGGGGAGGACGUGGUGACGUCAAAGCUGGAGAGCAUGAAGAGCGUGGUGGAGAAGGUCAACAUGCAGUUCAAAGACCCUGACAUGACCACGUUCGUGUGUGUGUGCAUCCCCGAGUUCCUCUCUCUCUACGAGACAGAGCGCCUGGUUCAGGAGCUCGCUCGCUUUGAGAUAGACACGCACAACAUUGUCAUCAACCAAGUGCUCUUCCCGGAGGAAGCCGGGGAGUCGAAGCUGCUAGCAGCGCGGGUGAAGAUGCAGCAGAAGUACUUGGAUCAAUUCAACGAGCUGUAUGAGGAUUUCAACAUCACGCGCUUACCAUUGCUGGAGGAGGAGGUGCGAGGAGUGGACGCCCUCAAAUCUUUCGGGAAACACCUCAUCACACCUUACGUUCCCCGGCCAGUGCCACCUGUCGCAACACGAUUGGUGGAGCUGGAGCAAGAGGUGAAGGAGCUUCGACAGAAGCUAGAGGAGACACAGAAGGAGCUCGCCAAGUAUAAGACCUCGUGA
Closterium sp. Naga37s-1 is the source of this 894-nucleotide messenger RNA. NCBI's taxonomy places the organism in Eukaryota, Viridiplantae, Streptophyta, Zygnematophyceae, Desmidiales, Closteriaceae. The record is from the annotation of a GenBank genome assembly.